AUGGCUCAAACCCAUCUAAAUAACCUCCUCCGACUUCCAUCUGUGCAGCCGAACGACAGCGCCAGCUUGAAAACAUUUUCCAACAAGCUUCACGGUGCUGUCUCCGCUCUAUCAACCUCUGGACUCGCGAGCGAAUUAGAGUCGCUGGGCAACCUCAUGCAUGUUGUCACCAAACUGCUGAAGACCUUGAGGGAAAGAUGGGGAGGAAAGGUGAUGAAGAUGCACCCCGCUGUACCUUCAAUAGUCGAUCUGGAUGGCUGGUUAACCCUUCAGUCAAAGGGUUCUGAUUUUGCAAAAUUAAUGGCGGGGCCAUCAACACUUCCAACGAUUCCACCAGUCGUGCCCAAGAGAAAUGGGAAGGGAUAUCCAACUCCCUAUGUCUCUACCAUCAACCACGUUACCACCUCGACGCCUGAAACAAACUUACCGCAAUCAAAAGGAGGAGGUUUGCGGGUGAGCCCACCCAAUACAACCUCGUUUAGCCAAACAAGAGGCAACUCAACGUGCUUUGUUUGCAGAGGGGCGAUACACAAAAUCGAGGAGUGUAACACCUUCAGGCAGAUGUCUCCAACACAAAGAGCGGAGACAAUCUUCAAAGCAGGCAGGUGUCUCCGAUGCCUUACAGGAAAGCACACCAGCCGAGCUUGCAGAGUCAAAUCGAUUCGAUGUACGGUCGAAGGAUGCAAGUAUCCAGGACACUCGACGUUGCUUCACGGUUCCGAGUUUUCGACAAAAACCAAUGCAAGCACCUCCAGUGAUUACAAGACCACACCAGAAUCGAAGCCACCGCGUCGAGUGACUUUCGACGACAAGGUCGAUGAAGCCUUCCUCGGCGCAGUAUCACGCACUGGACUGGACACACCACGUCGAGUGCUUUUCAAAAUUGUUCCUGUCCAUCUACAACAUGGAGAAAGGGUCUUCGAUACCUUUGGAUUCUUAGAUAGCGGAAGCGACUCCACCUUAAUCCGAAGUGACGUGGCCAGAACUCAACUAGGUUUGGAAGGGCCAACAACGAAGAUCAACGUGACAUCUUACGACGGGGGAGUUACUCCAGUCAAUGCUCACAUCGUGGACUUCGUCAUCAGUUCGCGAGACGGGUCGACUUCGUUCCAAGCAAGAAGAGCGUACGCAGUAGAAAAUCUACAAGUCGCUCAAAAUCCAACCUUUACAGUCUUACAAGCCAAGGCAUUCCCUCAUCUUCAAGGUCUGAAGCUCCCAGAAGUCCAAUCCGACCAAGUAACGGUUCUAAUUGGUCUCGAUGUAGCAGACGCUCACGACCAUAGCGAAUCACGCAAACCGAUAGAUGGAUUGACCGGACCAGUAGCUUUCAACACGCCAUUUGGAUGGUGUCUGGGAGGCAAAGUGGGCCCGCAAAGCGAACAGGAGCAACCAAGCCAUUACGUAGCCCACAUCACAUCGAGAGAAGAAGAAAGAAACCUUUCCGAACUCGUCGAGCGGUUUUGGAGGCUGGAGUCGAAAGACUCUGUACAGCCUCCUACCCUCAUGUCAGCAGAAGAUCGACGGGGAGAAGAGAUUCUGAAGAGGACCUCCAGAUACAUCAGUAAUCACCAUCAAAUUGGUCUAAUGUGGAAGGUCGACAAUCCAGAAUUACCAGACAGCCGCAGUAUGGCGCUAAGUCGCAUGUUUCAAAUCGAACGGCGCUUCAAAAGAGACCCCAGCUACGCCAAACGAUAUGACGAUGUCAUUCAAGAAUACAUCAACCUUGGCCAUGCUCGUCUCUUAUCAACAGAAGAAGCUAGACGUAGGACACCGAAGACAAACUACAUGCCUCAUCAUGGUGUCCAAAGUGCGACGAGUUUGACAACAAAGACACGACACGACACGAGUGGUUUUCGACUGUUCAGCAGAGUGUGA
Molecule: messenger RNA, 1875 nt
Organism: Daphnia carinata
Lineage: Eukaryota; Metazoa; Arthropoda; Branchiopoda; Diplostraca; Daphniidae
Exons: 1
Coding region: 1-1875 (624 amino acids)
Source: RefSeq, a predicted model, not a curated record